AUGUUGAUAAUUCGACAAGUCAACAGUCAGUGAGCGCAUUUUGAGCAAGAGACACGCAAUGGCGCCUACUCUGCAUCUAAUUUACGCUAGUCCCCCUGUACGAGCUGUUUUAAUGACGGCUAAAGCCAUCGGAUUGACUUUAAAAGAAAAUGAAAUUAAUCUUUUUGGUGGCGACCACAUGAAGCCGGAAUUUUUGAAGCUUAAUCCCCAACACACUGUGCCAACACUUGUCGAUGAUGAUGGUUUUGCAAUUUGGGACAGCCAUGCAAUUAUCACUUACUUGGUUUCAAAAUAUGCCAAAAAUGAUGCUUUGUACCCUCAAGAUGUAAAAAAGAGGGCAGUGGUUGACCAAAGGUUGCAUUUUGAGUCGGGUACUGUCUUUGUCCGGCUGUUAAAAAUCACUAGGCCGAUACUUUUCGAAGGGAAGACCACAAUUGAUCCAAAAGAUAGAGACAAUAUUUUGGAAGCGUAUGGAUUUUUGGAUGUUUUUCUAAAUGGGAAGCAAUGGGUUGCUGGCGAUUUUAUCAGCGUAGCUGAUUACAGUUUAGUGUCUUCUAUCAGCAGUUUAAAUGUACUAAUACCCAUUGAUGCGCAAAAAUAUCCCAAUGUGGUUGCGUGGCUGAAAAGAAUUGAAGCACACUACUAAUAAGGCCCUUAUAGUACACAGCCACUUUUAAGGUAGUUAAAAAAAUAAAAAAUAUCAAGCAAAAUAACCCGAUUUUCAAGGUAAUCUAAAAAAAAGUAAAUAUUUCAAGCAAAAUGACCCAAUUUUCAAGGACAAAUAGAAAAGUAGAAAAUAUUGCGAAAAUGACCGGAUUUUCAAGGGUAAAUAGAAAAGCAGAAAAUAUUGCGAAAAUCAGGCACACUUCAUUUUUUUAAGGAAAACACCAUAAUUUUCAAUGUAGUUAAGAAAGCUAAAAAUAUCAAGCAAAACACCCUGGUUUUCCAGGUAGUUAAAAAAAGUAAAAAAUAUCAAGCAAAAUAACCCGAUUUUCCAGGUAGUUAAAAAAGUUAAAAUAAUCAUUAAAAUACCCCCGAUUUUCCCGUGUGCUUAAAAAAACAUCAAAAUUUCAAGCAAAACACCCCGAUUUUCAAGGAUAAACAAAAAAAAGCAAAAAAAACCCGCGAAAACACGCCCGAUUUUCAAGGGUAACUAGAAGUAAUAAAAUUCGCUACGCUCAUGAGGUCUUCGUCCGAAUUUUAAACAAAAUAGCCUGUUUUUUCAAGACAGUUUGGGACACGGCACUUUUUAGGGUAAAACACCCCGAUUUUCAAGGUAGUUUUAAAAAGUUUAAUUUUCAAGCAAAAUAGUCUGAUUUUUCAAGGGUAAAUAGAAAAGCAGAAAAAAUUGUGAAAAUGUCUCGAUUUCAAGGUAGAUAGAAUACUUAGUUUUCUUAAUCAUUUUGCUUUGGUUUUAGGUCCGGUUAUAAAACACCCUGUCUAAUAUAUAUAAUAUAUAUUUAUGGGCUUUAUCUUUUUUGAUAAAGCCCAUAAAUAAAUGGAAAUAGAAUUAACACCAAUCAAGUUUAUCAUGAAAUUCUCUUAUAAAUUCUUCUGAUAAUUCCUGAUUUUCUGAAAUAUUUUUCCAAUCAACUUUAUCAUGAAAUUCUCUAAUAAAUUCUUCUGAUAAUUUCUGAUCCUCAGAUAUUGAAAUCCAUUCAACGUUAUCUUGAAAUUCUCUAAUAAAUUCUUCAGAUAAUUUUUGGUUGGCUGAUAUUAAAGUCCAAUGAACUUUAUCUUGAAAUUCUCUAAUAAAACUUUCGGAUAAUUUUUGUUCGCGUGAUAUAAACACCCAAUUAACUUUAUCUUGAAAUUCUUUUAUAAAAUCUUCAGAUAAUUUUUGUUUCCAUGAUAUAUAAUCCCAAUCAACUUUAUUUUGAAAUUCUCUUAUAAAUUCUUCUGAUAAUUCCUGAUUUUCUGAAAUAUUUUUCCAAUCAACUUUAUCUUGAAAUUCUCUAAUAAAAUCUUCAGAUAAUUUUUGAUAGCGUGAUAUGCAUUUCCAAUCAACUUUCAGUUGUUCACUGAUUGAUUUAAUUUCUUUUGGUUCUGUCAUUUAUUAAAAAAAAAUAAUUAUUAACUAUUAAGUUUGAUAUGAAAAAUUAAUUUACCAAAUUAGACGAAUUUCAAAAAUUUAUUCAGAUGUUUAUGUGCUACUUCUGGAGGUCAUUUUAUAAGUAUAAUGACACUAACUUUUCGAAGUAAUUCAAUGUGCUCAUUUUCAAUUAUAUCAAAUUUAAAUUCUUCCCCGUUUACUUUACAACAAAGAGUAGAUAUUCCAGUCUCUUUCAAAUUUAUAAUUAUGUCACCUUCCAUUUAAAAGAAAAAUUAUUUAAGUUUAUUUAGUAAAAUCAUAAUCUUAUCUAUAAUACUACAUUUAAUUUCAAAAAUAGAUAAAUCAAAUUUAUACGAUUUUGUCGUUUGCAAAGAUUCAUGAUACUCGUAGUAAUUAUUGUCUUUAAAGAAAUAAAUUUUUCCAUUAAUAUAUCUAAAGGCUUUAUCAACAUUAGAAGGAAUACUAGAAAACAAUUCAGCUAUCAUACCAUGUUUCUUAGGUCUAAGCAGACAUUCAUCAAAUUGUAUAAACAUUGUGUUGUCAUAAAAUAUAUAAGUUUGACCAAAAUAAGUACUAAAUAUUGCAUUAAUUUUCUUUCCACUAGGAACACCCAAACUUGUGAUAGAUCUUCCAUUAUAACCGUUUUUAACAACGAAAUUAGGAAAAUCAAUAAUAUAAUAUAAGUUGUUUGUUGUUAACAAAAUAGUUCCAUCUGGUCUCUGAUAAAUUUGUGAUAUUUCUUGAAAAUUAUCUGGUAAAAAAGUUAAAUAAUCUGUAAUUAAUUUUGGUUUAUUAUCAUAGCUCAUGUCUUUUAAAUUAACAAUCCAGACAUAUUUCUUGUAGAAAAUAUACAAUUUAUGAUUUGCUAUUAAAAAUGUGUUAAUAGUUUCACUUAAGCUGCAUAAAUCAGGUAAUGAAUCAGUCUUUCCAGGAGUCAAAGUAAUAGGUUUUUUAGUUGUGGUAGAUGUAGUAGUUGUGGUAGUUGUAGUUGGUAUUGAUUCAUAUUUUGACCGUUCAGGUAUUCCGUAUAAAUAUUGAAUUGCCCAAAUAUCAUCUUGCGUUAAUUUAUCACCAUCUCCUUUAUAAUAAGCAUACAUAAUUGCUUUAUCAUUGGCAGAAUGUUCAAUACCUAAAGUAUGUCCAAUCUCAUGCAAUAAUACCGUAUAAAAAUUUGUUUGUCCGUCAGGGGUAUUACCUAGUUCUCCAAAAUACCAGUUUUCUGAUUUAUCAAAAUGAAUUCCUAGACAUUCAUCGUUAUUUGGAAAGAAUCCAUGUGCUAAAAUAUUACCUUUCCCAUCGAAACUGUUAGAACAUACUCCUUUUUGACACCGGGAAUUAUGAUUAUGUUGAAACGGCAUAUUAGCAAAUGAAAUAAGUAUAUCUGGUUUAUUAAUAUUAAACUCAAAUUUUAAUUUUGAAACCGAUUCCCAUCGAUCAAAUGCUUUUUGUGCUAAUUCUUUCAUUUCGUUUGUUGCCAACGAAAAAUACCAUUUAAGAUUUGUUUUAGACCAUUUGUUAGUGUGAACUCUAUAAGCAGUUGGAUUAUCUCUAACACCACAUCUAGGAGUAUUAAUCAAAGCAAGUGUUUCUUGAUUUAAAGUUCCAUCAGCAGGUAAAUUAUAGAAUUCUUGAAACUUUAUUAAUGCCUCACUGGUUUCAGUUAUUAAUGGUCCAUUACUCUCUAAAUACCCAAAUUUUUCUAAAUAAUUAUUAAUAUUAACAUCGCCUUCUGUUCUGGGCUGGCCGUGCCAGACAUCAUCUGAACUUUUUACAGUAGUGAAAAAUAAGAAAAGAAUAAUAUAUUUCAUUUAUUAGAGUAAAUAUCAAAUUAAACAAUUGAAAUAUCUUAUUUAAUUAUUUACUAAGGUAUGUGAAACACUUCAUACGUCGCAGACGAAUUUAAUUACCGUUUAAGCGGACUUUUUCUAGGUAUUUCUCUCUAGGAAAAUAGUUAAAAUUACUGACAAAUUCCUCUUCACGUAAAUUUAUUUCUUUUUCAUUUAUUUUAUCAGCCUUAUAUAAAUGCAAUAACUGUCUAUAAAAUUUAUAAACUAACUUAUAUUCUUCAAUUCUUUCUGAUAUUUUUAAUCUCUUAUCUAAGAUUUCUAUUACCCCCGCACCAAGAGAUAAACAAACUAGUGGAGGUAGGGCCAACGAAGAUAAUCCCGAUGCACUAAAUAAUAAUUUACUGAUAGAUAAUCCGAUUCCAAUUUUAUAAAAAUAAAUGUAACUUUUUCUGUAUACAUACAACCGUUUUUUUAAAUAUUCGACUAUGUCCUCGUCUUCGACUCCGGGCGGACCUUGCCUGUCUUCCUGAUGAAUUUGUAAUUCAGAAAAUUUUUCCAUUUAUAACAUAUAGAUAAUACAUAAUUAGAGCGAAGCCCUCAUGAGCGAAGGGAAUUUUUAACUUCGGUCAAUCUUUUUCUCAUUUAAACUACACGGAAUCUGUUUAAAAGAAUAUAAUAUAUCAUAAAAAUCUUUGCCUCUGUUUACAUUGAUUAUUACAUAUAUACAGUAAUGACCACAUAAAACAGAAGAAUUCAUUUGUAACUGCGUGCUAUUCCACGCAAUAUUUUUUCCGCUACUUAAUAAAUAUUUUUUAAUUUUUUCUGGUGGAGAUAUUCCAAAACUGUCAAAAUAUAAAAUAUUUCUUAAAUAUGGUUUGUUUAUGUAACAUACCCAGUGUGAGCCAUAACAAUUAGAGGGUUGAAAAUUAAUUAUACCUGAUUCAUCUUUUCUAAUUUUUUUUGGUAACAUGUCAAUUGCAAAAACACCUCGAAAAUUUCGCGUAGCUUCCUGAGGCAAACCCGAAUUUUUCUCAUUUUUCAUAAUAUCAGAUAUUUCUAUAUUACUUAACCCCUUUUUCCUAUCAAUUUUAUUCCUUGUCCAUAUGUCUUCGGGUUUUUCGUUUUUUUUUUAUUCUUUUUUAUACCAUCUCCAAAGGCUUUUUGUGCUAAUUUAGUACCUGCAUAACCAGCUGCACCUAAUCCUAAUGCUUUGGCUACAGCUAAUGCUGCAGGAAUUAAAGCAGGUAAAAAUCCACCAAUCUGCGUUGGAGAAAAUUUGAUAUCACAAUAUUUUUUCUUCUCUUUUUUACACUUUUUAAUUUCAUCAAUCUGAUUUUCUCUUAAUUUAAUAGUAUUAUUAGGUCUUUCUGUUAAAUCGAAUCUUAUAUUACAAUCUAUUCUUUUUUCUUUACAACUUUGGAGUUUCUUUAUUUGAUUGGGUGAUAAAUAUACUUUAUAAUCAUUCAUUUAUUUAAUUAAAUAAAACCUCGUUCACUUCAUUUCCAAAUAAAUCUUUUCAUCUAUGAUAUUCAUAUUUGCAAUUCUUUGAGAUUCAACUACGGCAUACAUAUAGUAAUUAACAUUUUGAUAAUCUUUUAAUGUCCAAUUAACUUCUAGUUCAGAUGAUUUUGUUUUACUAAAUAAAUUUUCAUCAUUUUCUUUUGUUACGUCAAAAGCAACAACUAAAUAGAGGUUACAAAAAUAUUUAUAGCUAACGCACGUACCUUCAUCCAAAUCUUUUUUAUAAUUACAAGAGAGGAAAGCGGCAUACAAGCGUUGUAAAUCCUUAUUAUUCACGUGAUAUUCAUAAGUAGGAUGUUGGGUACCGUUGAUUUUAAUAUUUAUUCUUUCUAAAUUCAUAUUAUCAAAAAUCAUCAUUGACUUGGUAAAAUUAUCGUUUCGUUCAGCUUUAGAAAAAACUAUAAAAACUCUAGAUAUUUUAUUUUGAUUAUUUACAACGCGCCAGUUUCCACUUCCAGAAGACCACAAAUUACUACGGUAACAGUUAAGCGCAUUCCAUCCACAAAGAAAGUUAGCUUUUCUAACUAAUAAUGAAGAUAACAUUUUUUCAGUUUCUAAUGAGGGUUUUACUAUUGGGAUCCACAAACUAAUAUCAGAUAUUUCAUAAUCAUAAUUUCCAUCGACUUUAGCGUGUAAUAUAUUUUUCACCCUAUUUUUACGUAAUUCAAUGCGAAUUUUUCCAUUCAAAACUUUGUUAUAGUCUCGUACAAAUCGGAAAAUUUUAGAUAAAGGUAUAAAUUUUGUAAUAGUUUGUUCAUCUUUUGUUAACAACCAUCUCUCUAAAUAUCCUUUAUUGAAUGCAGAAUUAUUUGUGAUUUUUGAAAUAAUAGUUUUUAUAUCAACGUCUAAAUCUUUAAAUUUUUCCGAUUUAUUUUGCUCAUUAUAUUUAUAUUGAGAAGUAUCUGCUGAAUCUGCAGUGUCUGGAUACCAACACAAUUGUGAUGCUGAAGUAUCCGAAACAUCUCCAGAAAAUUCAAUCAGAUUUGAAAUUAACGUAGCAACACCCACAUAAUUUGUUUCUUCUAUUAAUACCUCUUCAUAGAAUAGCCUCACAUAGUCAAAAUCAUUUAUCCCAUUAUUUGAUAUAGUUGCAUAAUUAUUUGGAUUGUUUUUAAUUUUAGAUUUGACAAAAAUAUAAGCACCUGAUAAAUGUUUCCAUCCACUUAUGUUAGUUUCCAGCGUAUACUGUUCAAGUUCUUUCACAUUGAUAUUACUUUCUCUUAUUUCAUUGUAAGUAUAACUUUUUGUUGAUUCAUCGAUUACAGGCAUUUCAUCAAUACGCCAUAAAUUGUCCACAACGCUUUCCAUUUAUUUAAAUAAAAAGGCGAAGUCUUUUAAGAAACUUAAGCAUUUGCCUUUGGCUCUUGGCUGAUUUUAUCAGCAUUCAGCAGAUUUUUAAUAAUCUCCUUUGAUUUUUUAGUUAAUCGAUUCGCCCUGCCUGUCUUAGCCUUUUUCAAUCCGUCGCCUCGUAAAUGUUCAUUCAUCGAUUUUUCUUUCAUUUUGUUUAGAAUUGGACUUAUAAUUUCUUCUUUAUAAGUAGAAAACGGCGGUGAUUUUACGUAUGUAGACGCUAUAUUUUUAAGCCCUGAAGUCACACCUUGAAUGAUAUCAUCUUUAUUAUUUUUCCAAAAAGGUUUUAAUAUAUUACGAUAUAAAAAGCCUAAUGCAGGUAUAGCAAAUUUUUUUAUAGAUUGAAAAAUAUUUCCACCUCUAAUAUCUCUAUGAUAUUUAAGACCAAACCCAUAUUGUUUCGAAAAUAAUUGUUUUUUAUGAACGACAAGUACCAUUUAUUCUACAAGAAAGACUGGCAGGACCAGCCCAGAGUCAACCAAAGGUUCACGAGGGAAUCAAAAGAUUCCGGAGUCAAAGACGAAGACUCAGCGAAGCUUCGUGAGCCAAAGGCGAACUUACUGAAUAUCUAGAACAAAAUUUAAGCACUCUCCAUUAAAAUUUAUCAACUGAUUUAGCUGAUUUGUAACGGAAAUGCGAAUAUUAAAUAUAUAAUCCGUACGAUUAAUUGGUAAAUAUUUCGGAUGCGUCGGUUCAAUAUUAAUUAAAGAUUUAGGCGAAAUAUUUGGAGUAAAAGCGUAUAUAACAUCACUUUUGAGAUUAUUUUGAUAACUAGAUGAAACUAGGGAGCAGUGAAUCAAGAUUUGAUCAAUAUCUUUAGUGAUAUUUCCAAUUUUUGUUGCAUAGUUUAUUCCUGAUUUAUAUAUUUUUUUAUCAAAUCCUAAAAGCUCAUGUAUCUUACCGUGGGAAAAGUCAAUUUCAUAGUCUUUGUCGCGUAUAAUUAGCAUAAAACGAUUAGUUGCAUAAUUUACAUCAAAAUAAAACGGUGGUGUUUCAAACGUUCCAAAAUAUUCUUGGAUAUAAUUAUUUAAUUCAUUUUCAUCGUACAAACCGUUUGGUAAUUUUAAUAUUUUCCACUCCGAUUCAUUUCUAUCAUCGUCCCUGUCUUUCUUGAUCUCGUUGUUUUUACCAGACUUGUAUUCGCUUCGCUCAUGAGGGCUUCGCCUAAAUUUUAUUUCGUUAUUUUUAUACUCUUCAGUAAUGUUAUCCCAACUAUACCAUAGACUUGCUGUUUUUAAAGCAAUUUCACCUUUUAAUCCAGAUAAAUUAAUAGGGUUUUCAGAAUAACUUAUUUCAAAAUCAUUUUCUUUAGAUCUAAUGUGUAUUAGACUCAUUUAUUCAGUUUAAAAAAGCCUGGCAAAGCCAGUCCAGAGGCGAAACCGAAGUGGACUAGUGCUCCGCAUGCAGCGUAGAGAAUAUCUUUUUGUGAUCUAAUUUUUUUAUGAGUUUUAAGUUUAACAAUUUAUCAAGUAUUUCUACGCAUUCAUUAUAUACCUCAGUUGAAUCAUUUCCUGCAUUUUUUGACGCAAUUAAUAGAUCAAGACGUUCUACCAUUUCAUUCGGAUCUGAAAAAAUCUGGCAUGGCCAGCUGAAGACCGAAGGUCGAAUACCGCUUCCUGUUUGCUUCUCAUAGAUAGGAAUUUUUUGAAUAUCUUCUAAAACACUUUUAUAUUUUUUCAACUGUGAACACACAUAUUGUAAAUUAUCAAUUUUUUCUUUAUCUUGUGAUUUCUUUGCGUUUGUAAGGUGCGCAUUUAAUGAUUUCAGUUUAGUUGAUAUUUCGGGUAUCGUUGUAUCAAUUUUUGCAUUUCGACUUCUAAUGUCUAACGAUAAUAAAUGUGAAGGUUUUUCAAAUUUAAAUUGUUUUUCAAUAAUAUCAAAAUUUAAAUCUUUAUCCGGAUCUAAGCUUAUUGAGGCAGGCGAUUUUGGAAAAGAUAAUAAAUUCGGUGCGCUCAUGAGGACUUUGUUGGAAUUAUCUGAUUCGCUUACAUCAUCGCCUUCAGCAUUCGCCUUUGGUUCUGGGCUGAUUUCAUCAGCAUUCUUCGGAACAUUUUUGUCUUCAAGUCUGGGCAGGUCUUGUUCCUCAAUUGCUAAAACAUUUUUUGGAUUCGCUUCGCUCAUAAGAAUUUGUUGUGUAAAUUCAGUAAUAUUAUCAAGUUUGUCAGUUAUGGGUUUCUGUAAUUUUUUUAUUUCUUCCUUCGUUAAAUGUUCUUUAAAUUGUUUUAAAUGGAUCCUAUUUUUUAUUAUUUCACGAUUUUUUAAAAUGGCGUCAAUUAUUUCAGUUUUACUAUCCGUAUUAGUCAUUUAUAUACUGUGAAAAAAAUAUUCCUGGAUAGGGAUUUUAAUAAUAUAAAUGAUUGACAAAACCAAUCCAGAGUUAACCGAAGGUUCACGAGGGAAUCGAAGGAUUUCGGAGUCAAAGACGAUGAACGACAUAUAUUGUUUAAAAUGUAAAGAUAAAACAGAAAAUAUAGGUGGAGAAACAAAAGCAGGAAAACGAGGUUCUAAAUAUUAUUUAUCAAAAUGUAAAAUAUGUGGAUCAAAAAAAUCAAAAAUGAUUAAUGGCCCAACAAAAAUGUUAAUAUCUGACAAACAAACGGAUUAUGGUUGGUAUAAAAAUAUAAUAACAGAAUGGCUGACAAGUCUAAAAUUUAAUUAUAAAAUAAAAAAGACAGGAGAAGACUCAAUGAAUAUUUAUAUAAAAAAUUAUGAUGAAACUAAAUUUAAUUAUGGAAUUAAAGAAGCACUGGAAGAUAUACCAAAUUACGAUGGUGAUGGUAUACAAAUAAAUAAUCCACGGCAUAUUAGAGAUAUAUAUUUUUUAAAUCCUGAUAUGAGAUUUAGUUUCUAUCAUUAUUAUCCAGAUUAAUAAGUUGGUCAUAGAGUUUCGAAAUAAGACAAAAAAAAUAUUUCUAUCACACCAUCUAGUGAAUAAUAGAGUUAGCAUCACAUCCACGAAUUCGCUUCGCUCAUGAGGGGUUUGCCUGAAUUACAGAAAACUGUAAUAAUAUUAUUUAAAUAAGUGAGGUUAUUGUGAAAAUUUUUUGAAUUUUGGGUUUCGUUUUGAAUUUCUUAUACCGUUUUGAAUUUUUUAUUUCGUUUUGAAAAUUUUAUUUUAAACUUGAUUUUUAUUUUAGUUUAAUUAAUUAAUUCGUGUGAAACACGUUAUUAGUCUAACGCGAAAGAAUUUGCCCGCUAUAAGGAUUCGAACACGCAGCGAAAGUGUGCGUAUUUGUGUUAAAUAAAUGACUGGCAAAGCCAAUCAAGAGUCAAAGACGAUGAAUACCUCUUUGCCUAUUCAUUUUAUUAAAGCCGAUGAAAAAGAACAUUACAAUGUUAAUAAAUUAGCGCCAAAAUGGCCUUUUAUAUUAAUAAUUAUAGGACGAAGCGGUUCUGGUAAAACAAAUACUGUUGUCAAUCUUUUAAAAUAUUUAUUUUUUGAUACUUUUUAUUUGUAUGCGAAAGAUUUAGAAGAACCUUAUUAUCAGUUAUUACAAAAUGUGUUUGAUGAUGAAAAAAUAUCGAUAAUUGAAUCGUAUUUUUCAUCAGAUAUAGAAGACAUAGUCGAUGUAGACGAACUGGAUAGAGAUAAACAAAACUUGAUUGUUGUUGAUGAUUUCGUAACUGAAAAAGAUCAAAAAAAAUUGAUAGAUUUAGCUAUACGCGGAAGAAAAAUGAAUGCUUCAAUGAUUUAUAUAACGCAGGAUUGGUAUAGAGUACCAAAAUCAAUUCGUUUACAAUGUAAUUAUCUUUCAAUAUUUCCAUCGUGUGAUGGUAAUGAUAUAAGCUUAAUAUUUAGAGAAAAGGGGUUGGAUAAGAAACUCAGGGAAUAUUAUGAAAAUAACAUUAAAAAUUUUGAUUGCUUAACUAUUGAUUUCAAAACUCCUGAAAUGAAAUAUAGAAAGAAUUUUACACCCAUAAAUGACUGGCAAAGCCACCCCAGAGCCGAAGGCGAUGACAUCUGAAUACGUUCUUAGAAAAAAUAGAAAAAAAGGUGGAAAAUCAACAAGAGGACCACCUGGUAUAGGAUUUAAUCUAACAGAAAAUGGCGAUUAUGAUAUCGCAGGACACAAAUUAGUUAAUGUAAAACAACCAGAAAAUCCUGGUGAUGCUGUUAAUUUACAAUAUUUAGCGUCAGCGAACGAUAAUAUGAUUAAAAAAGAUGAUUCAGAAAGCGUUUUAAAAAUUGUUAAACCGGAACUCAGUAAUAUGAUUAGAAAAGAUGAUUCGGAAACCGUUUUAAAAAUUGUUAAACCUGAACUCAGUAACAUGAUUAAAAAAGAUGAUUCAGAAACCGUUGUAAAAAUCGUUAGGCAAUCGUUAAAUUCGGUGAAUAUAAUCGCUACAAAAAGAUAUAUUGAUAUUGGUAAUAGAAGAAUAGUUAAAACUGCUGAUGCAAUUGAUAAGUAUGAUGUUGUCAAUAAAGGACAACUAGAUAUUUACGGAGAAAGGUUAAUUAAUUUGGAAACUGAAUUCAUGAAAAAAACUCAUUAUUCAUUUUUACAAUUUGUAGGAAAAAUUAAUUUUGAAAAGGGGGUUCAUGAUAAAAAGAUUAUAACUAUGCUUAAGUUUACUUUUGAUGGAGAAUAUUAUCUUAGUAUACCGAUAAAUAUGGAAGUUAUAAAAUUCCGUUCAACAGCUGAUCUGACAGAUUUAGAAAUUACUAAUAACGAAAUGAAAAAAUUUGAUCUUUCGAAGCCCUUUUCUAUUAAAGAAACUGAUUUAUUGCUUUUUAGGAUAAAAAAAGAAAAGGUAAACACAGAUGAAAAUCUAGGUGGUUAUAACCAUAAUAAACCUUAUCGAUUAAAAACUCCAAUCAGAUUUUAUAUGCUAGUCAAGUUUUCUUUAUAAUUAUCAGUCUUUGACCUUCAUGCGCAUUGCGCGUUAAAAUAAAAAUGGUAUCUCUACUGUUUGUUGUACAGUAAAUGGAUUAUUGUAAAAUAUGCAAAACCAAAACUAAAUCCACUGGAGAACCAGAAUUUAUUGUAAAAUAUAAACGCUGGAGAAGAAUAUCAACUUGCAAAAUUUGUCAAUCAGUAAAAAAUAAUAUUUCUAAAUCACCUAAAGAUAUUUUAAUUUUUGAAUUAUUUAAACCCGCUAGGAAAAAAUACCCAACACGUCGCUUUCAAUACAGAGGUAUUGAUGAUACUUGGCAUAUAGAUAUUUAUGUUUUUUAUAGACCAAAAGGAAAAGCAGAAGAUCCAAGCUAUUCUUUAAGAACAAAGACAGAGUCGAAGACGAAGCCGAAUGAUUUUAAUAAAUUUAAAAAGAUCAAUAACGGUUUUAUCUAUAUUCUAGUUGCUGAAGACACCUUUUCUAAAUUUGUAUGGGUAGAACCUUUAAAAACUAAAUCAGGAUUAGAAGUAGCUAACGCGUUUUUAAAAAUCGUACAACAAGCGAUUAAAGAUAAACACAAUCCACCGAAAAAUUUACAUGCUGAUAGAGGAAAAGAGUUUUACAAUAAAGAUAUGAGAAUCGUUUUAAAUAAGUACAAUAUCAAUCUUUAUAGUACUGGAACAAAAAAUAAAGCUUUCUUUGUUGAGAGGUUCAACCGUACUUUAGGAAAUAAAUUCAAGCCAAUAUUGUAUGACAGUUUUAAUUGGCUUUCGUCACUACCAAAAAUUAUAAAAACUUAUAACAAUUCUUAUCAUUCUACGAUUAAAAUGAAGCCAAAAGAUGUUAAUAAAGAAAAUGAAAGACAGUUAUUAGAAACCGUAUAUAUGAUUACAUUAACAAAUAAAAAACCGAAAUUUGAAGUUGGUGAUAGAAUUAGAUUGUCUAAUAUGGUUGAUAUUUUUCGUAACAAAUUAAAAACAAACUGGACUGAAGAAAUAUUCACAGUUGUAGAAAAACGCGUAUAUAAUGUUUGGAUUUAUUUUGUUUCUGAUCUUAACGGCGAAAAAAUUAAAGAGGGGAUAUACGAAGAAGAAAUGCAAUUAACAUUAUUAUAAGAAUUAUUGAAAUAAUACAAAUAAAAAUAAAUAUAAUUUUUUUCUUUUCUUUUUUUAAUUCCACAAUCUUUAAGUUUGCCUUGAUUAAUAAAUUCGCUGUGUUCAUGGACGUAUUCAUCGUCGUCUUCGACACUGGACUGGCCUUGCCAGUCAUUUAUUAACUAGAGAAAGAGUAUUUGCUAAUCGUCUUUUUGCUCGUUCUUUAUUGUUAUAUCUAAUAACAGGAUUUUUGUUCAGUAACGCGUUUAUUUUUUCUUCAUCAUAAAUAUUUACCUCUUUUAAUUCUUGUUCCAACACAUUAAUUUUAUUAUCUUUGUACUCAAUUUCCUCGUCCAUUUUUUCUAUUGUUUCAACCGCAGCAUUUCCUAAUUCUUUUAAAAUUCUGUUUUCCAUAUACAGCUGAUUGGAUGCUUUAACUUUAUUACCAACAGAUAAACUAUUAAACUCAAUACAGUCUUUUUUUAUUCUAUUUUGAAUAAUUUUUAUCUGAUUUUUGUCUGCAACAUCAAUUAGUGCCAUUAUUUAUUAGAUAGGGAAUUCAUAGUUUUAUCAAACAUUUUAUCAAAUUCUUCUUCGGAUUUUGUACUGCCAGCAGUAUGCUGAGAAUUAGCUUUGUAAUCUGAUUGAGAUGUGUUUGAUUUGUGUUUAGAUUUAAUUUGUUUCUGUUUUUUGUUAUAUUGUUCUAUGUUGUUUGAUUUUGUGUUAUGUUUAAUUAGUGUUUCACCAGUGAGAAAUUUUAUUUGAUUCCUAAUUGUGUUUUCACCAAUUUUAUUCUGUUUAGCAAACUCUUUUAAAGUAAUAUUUUUAGAAGUAGGAUCUCCUUUUUGUGCUAAAAAAUUUAACGCUAAUUGUCUUGAUCGCAUAUUAUUUAAAUUCUUAACUGAUGGAAUACUAGACUCUGUUAACGUAUAAUCUUUUUUAAUUAUUAUAUUUAUCUUUUGUUUAGCUGACUGUUCCCUUUUGGUAUUAUGAGCCAUUUAUUAUGAAAUAAUAUCUUUCUAAUAAAUGGGGAAUAAAGAUUGUCAGAUUGAUCAUGAACAAACAUCUCCGAAUAAUGAGUCGUUAUUAAGAAAAUGUUCCAUUUGUCAAACCAUAAAAUCUCAUUCAAAUUUUGUUAAAAGUAAAAAUCAGAAAUAUGGAAUCGGAUACGUGUGUUAUGAUUGUAAAAAAAGACGAAAUGAUAAAUUUACUUGUAAUAUAUGUUUUAUGGAUGUUCCGAUACGAUAUAAAAAAAGACAUUUCAAAAAAAUAUGGCAUGAAAAAUUAGAAAAAUAUAUUAACGACUUAAAAGGAUAAUCUCAUUCAUAAAUUUUUUUGAAUAAUUUUUUCCCUAAUAAAUGGGGCUCUCGAAAGAUGAGCUUCGUAAAAUGACACUUGAAGAAAUUAUAAAACUUACUAAAGGUGAUUUAAAAAAAGUGGGUGACAUAAUUGAACAAAUUAGUGAAGGCAAUUCGUCAUCGAGUUCAGAUAAGAGUUCAUCUUUGACACAUGAGUCGUCCUCGAUGGAUAAAUAUUUUUUAACACCACAAUCAAAUAAUGAGAUUGUGCUAAAUAAACUAAGUUUAAAAAAAAUAAAAGCCAUCGCAAAAAAGAUGGGGUUAAAAAACUAUUCGCAAUAUAACUCAAAGACUAAAUUAGAUCUUAUAAAAUUAAUUCUAAAAGAAGAGCUCAUCAAUGCAGGCGAUUGGUUUAAUAAAUUAAAUAGACUUAGGACCGGUUUACAGAAAGCGAAAUUAAGAUUUAAUUCAAAAUUAAACUAAUUCGAAUUAAGUUGCCAUUUGAAAUGCAUUGACAAAUGUCAAGUUAAUCGCGAUUAAAAUUUAAUUGCAAUUAAAAUCUUCUGUAAACCGGCUCUCAUCAAUAUUAAAAAAUUAAAAUCAAUUGAUGAAAAACUAGGUCUAAAGAUAAAGCAAAAUAGUAAAAAGACAGAUCUAGUGAAUCAAAUUUCAGAUAAUGCCCUCAUGAGCGAAGCGAAUUUAAAUACUGUUCUUAAAGAAAUCGGGUCGCAAAGUUUAGAGGAAUUAUUAGAGGAAACCAUGUCUAAAAACGAGUCGACUCAGAAUACAUCAAUAAAAGAAUUAAGAAAAAUUGCCAGAGAAAAGAAUAUCACAGGUUACUCUAAAAUGAAGAAGGCAGAAUUAUUACAAAAAAUUAACGAUCAACCGUUCGCUUUCGAAGAUAGUUAUUUUACAGAACUUUCAAAAAAAUCUAAAAUCAAAAUAAUAGAAACAAAAGCUGAAUACACUAAAAAAUGGAAGAAACAUAAAGUUUACUAUAAAGUUAUAUUAUUGAAAGACAGGCAAGAUGAAGAAUCAUCCGAGCCUGAUCUUUCAGGCUUAAUUAUGAAAAAAAUUACUGUCAUUAGAGAGGGAUUAAAUGAAAUGAUUGAAAUAGUAAAAGAGAAAACAAAUUUCAAAGAAGGAGAUUUAUUAAAUAUAGUAGUUAAUCACAAUGAUCUUUGGUCCCCUAUUUCCACAGGGUUAUCAAAAACUUCUGAUAUUGACAAUUUAUUAAACAAAAUUCAAAGUAUCUUAACUUCAAAUCAAGAUUUAGAUAUAUACGGUUGUACAUUUUAUACUGAAGUAGUUAAUAUACCUAGAGGUGCUACUAAUGCGAAAAGAUUGCUAAAUAUAGCAGAAGACUCACGAACAAAGAGAUGCAUAGCGCUGAUAAAAAACAAAGAUAAUUUAUGUUGUCCAAGAGCUGUUAUUGUUGGAUUAACUUAUCAUACAAAUAUUAUACUUGGUAGAGAAUAUGAUCAUAAUGAUAUAAGAUACAUAAGAAUGGGAAGAAAUUUACAAACUACUUUAGCUCAAGAACUAUGUAAUCAACUUGGGGAAUAUAAUAGAAAUUAUUUUACUUUAGAUGAUAUUGCGAAUAUAGAAAGAUUAUUAAAUAUUCAAAUAAAAAUCGUAGCAGCCGAAUGUUUUAAUUCCAUAAUAUAUUCUGGGAAUGAGAAAAACGUAAAAGUUUAUUUAUAUAAAAAUGGAAAUCAUUUUGAUACAAUCAGUAGUAUGACAGCUUUCUUCGGUCAGUCUUAUUAUUGUGAAAAAUGUGAUAAACCAUAUCAAAACAAAGACGAACAUAAAUGCAAAAAGAAAGAUAAAAUGUGCAUAAUGUGUUUUAAAUCUAAUCAUAAAGACUCUGUAAAAAGAAUAUAUUGUGAAAAAUGUAAUAGAUACUGCUUUAAUCAAGAAUGUUUAGAAAAUCAUUCAGAAAUUUGUGAAAGAUUUCAUAAAUGCUUAAAGUGUAAUAAAAUACUCAAAAGAGGUGAUAAAAUGGUUGACGAAGGUAAAAAAAUGAUUGAAGAAGGAAAUAAAAUAAUUGAAGAAGGAAAUAACAAGAAGGGUAAUCAAAUCAUUAAAAAAGGUAACAAAAUGAUAGAAGAGGGUAGUAAAGAACACAGAUGUGGAUGGGAAAAAUGUCGAAAUUGUAAUAAAGAAGUUGCAAUAUUAAAACAUAAUUGUUAUAUGCAAUGGAAACGACAAAAAGGCGGAAUAUGUGAGACAAUAAUGAAAAACGGUGAUAAAAAAUAUAAAGUAAAAGGCUGUAAAAUUUGUGAUAGAAAAGGCUGCACUGUAACAUUUCCUGAUAAAACAAACAAACAAACAAACAAAGGAAAAGAAACAUUAUUACUUAAAGACUUGGAAAAGGGUUCUGGAUAUUCCAUAACAGAUUUGCAACUUUUUACUAAAGACGGUAAAGAAAAAGCUGUAGUUACAUUGAAUAAUGAAUUUAAGUUGUUUUUACCAGAUAGAUUAGCUAAAAGGGGUGACGAACUAAUAGGCUAUAUGUUAAAAUAUGAUUUAGUUAUGACUUAUAAUGGUUUGAUAGAUGUGAAAAAUAAAGCAGGAUUUACAUAUAAAACUCAUGAUAUUACAUUUAAAAAAAUGGACAAACGUCCUGAUAAAACAAACAAACAUCCUGAUAAAACAACCAAAAGAAUAAAAUAUCACAUUUAUCAAUGUAAAGAUUGUAAAAAUUGUGUUAAAAAACCGUUGGAUGAUGAAGAACCGUUUGAAUGCCUUAAAUGCGGAUCUAAAUACCAUACAACUAAAUGCACUUACACACAAAAAUAUUUAUUUUUUGAUUACGAAGCGAUGCAAGAAACAGGCAAACACGUAGCUAAUUUAGUUAUAUCUCACGAUUUUAGCGGAAAUAUUAAUUCUUUUAAGACUAACGAAGAUUUCUGUAAAUGGUUAAUUUCUAGAGAUCAUCGAGGACACACAGCUAUUGCACAUUAUUCUAAAGGUUAUGAUUCUUACUUUAUUCUAAAAUAUUGCGUUGAAAACGGUAUUCAACCUUUCUGCGUAUAUAAUGGAUCUAAAAUAAUGUUAAUGGAAAUAAAAUCAAUUAAUUUAAGAAUUAUUGAUAGUAGUAAUUUUGUUCAAGGACCUUUAAAAAACUUCCCUAAAACAUUCGGUCUAAAAGAACUUAAAAAAGGUUAUUUUCCACAUUUCUUCAAUACAACGGAAAAUCAGAACUAUAUUGGAAAAAUACCUGAUACAAAAUACUAUGGUGUUAAUUCUAUGAAACCAAAAGAAAGGGAAGAGUUUUUAGAAUGGCAUAAACAAAAAAGAAAAGAAAAUUAUUUGUUUGAUUUUAAAAAAGAACUUUAUGAUUAUUGUAAUUCUGAUGUUGAUAUAUUAAGAAGAGGAUGUCUUGAAUUAAGAAAUCAGUUUCUAGAAAUUGCUAGUAUAGAUCCUUUUAGAUAUAUUACUAUUGCAGGUGUUUGCUUGGCGAUAUAUAGAUCAAAAUAUAUUAAGAAAGAUACAAUAGCUGUUGUUGAUAAUCUAAAAAAAGAUCAAUAUUCUCAACAAUCAAUUUCAUGGUUAAAUAGUUUUCAUAAUCCAAAUAUAAAACACGCAUUAAACAAUGGUGAAGCGUGGCAAAGCCACUCCAGAGCCAAAGGCGAAGUGAAAAUAUGUGGGUCAAAAGUUGACGGGUUUGAUGAAAAAUCCAAUACUGUUUACCAAUAUCACGGUUGUUUUUGGCACGGUUGUACAAAAUGUUAUAGUUCAGAUUUUAUUAAUAAUAAGAAUAAAACAACUAUGGAAGAUCUUUAUGAGAAAACAAUAGAAAGAAGCGAGCAAUUAAAAAAAGCUGGUUAUAACUUAAUAGAAAUGUGGGAAUGUGAGUGGACGAAGUCAAAAGAAUAUAAGAAAGAAAUGAAACAAAUUGAAGAAGAAAUUAAGGAAUUGUAAGAACUUAAUCCUAGAAACGCAUUCUUUGGAGGAAGAACGAAUGCAACAAAAUUGCGCGUUAAGGGAAAGAAAAUGAAAUAUAUAGAUAUUUGCAGUUUAUAUCCAACAGUACAAUGUUACGAUGAUUAUCCAGUUGGACAUCCUACUAAAAUAUUCAAACCUCGUACGUAUAAUACAGAUUGGUAUGGUUUAAUAAAAUGUGCAAUUUUACUGCCAAGAGGAUUGUAUCACCCCGUUUUACCUGUUAAGAAUAAAACCAAAUCUAGUGAUGAAAAACUAACAUUUCCAUUAUGUCAAUUGUGCGCAAAAUUAAAUAAUCAAAAAGAUAAAUGUUCUCAUACGGAAUCUCAAAGAAUUAUCAGAGGAACCUGGUGUACCAACGAAGUAGAAAAAGCAAUUGAAAAAGGCUAUAAAAUAAUAAGUAUUGAUGAAGUUUGGCAUUUUGAAAAAAAAUCGAGUUAUUUGUUUAAAGGAUAUGUAAAAGCAUUUAUGAAAAUAAAGUUAGAGACAAGUGAAUGGAGAAAUGAUUUUGAAUCAGAAGAAGAAUAUAGAAAAGCUGUAAAAGAAAAUCUAGGUAUUGAAUUGGGUAAAAUAGAAAAUAACCCUGGAAAGAGGGCUGUUGCUAAAAUAUGCUUAAAUUCCUUAUGGGGUAAAUUUGGACAAAGACAAAAUAUGGGUGCAACAGAAUAUGUUACAGAUGUUAAAAGAUUUUAUGAAAUUUUAUUAGAUGACAGACUUGAUAAUAUACAUAUCAAUGAAAUAAAUGAAAAUAUGUUACAAAUUGAUUACAAGUAUAAAGAUUGCUAUGUAGAAAAUAAUUUCAAUACCAAUAUAUUCAUAGCUGCUUUUACAACUGCAAAUGCUAGACUAAGAUUGUACGAAAUGUUAGACAUAUUAGGAGAAAGUGUAGUAUAUUAUGAUACAGAUAGCAUUGUAUAUAUAGAUGAUGGAAAAAACACUGUUAAAACAGGCUGUCUAUUGGGAGAUUGGACAGACGAAUUAGGUAAAGGCGUAUGGAUAAUAGACUGGAUAUCAACAGGCCCAAAAAGUUAUUGUUAUAAGACUAAUACAGGUAAAGUUGUUUGUAGAAUAAAAGGAUUUACGUUAAAUUAUGAAACGUCCGAAAAGAUUAAUUCCGAUAGUAUAAAUAAUAUUUUAGAAUACAAAGACAAAAAAAUCAGUACACAAUAUAAUCGAAUUACCAGAGAUACCAAAACUAAAGAACUUUUAAAUAAAAUAGAAACAAAGGAAUUUGGUUUUGUUUAUGACAAGAGAGUUAUCCUGGAAAACUUUGAUACAAUACCGUUUGGAUAUGAACACAGAUAUUAAUCCUUUGUUGAUGUAAAUGUCUAAAAAUUGCAUGCAAGAGUGUUAAAUUGGUUGCCUACCUCGGAAAGUUGGUUGUGCGUAUGCGCAAAAUGCAAAAUGUGUGUUGUGGUAUUUUGACAUUUUAUGUUGGUUAUUUGAAGCCAAAACAAUUUAAUAUUUCGGAAUUUUAAGAUAGAUAAAAGAUAAAAUGGAUAUACAAAAGCUAUUAGUAGAUUAUCGUGAAGCGCAGAACACACGUCGAAUUAAGAAAAUUAAUAAGAAAAUAAUGGGAGAUUUUGUUGAAUACAAGGUGGUUUACCAAAAUGGUACAGGCCCGUUGGUACAAGAGGUUAAGAUGAAAAUAUAUCUCAAAUUUAAUAAAUUUAUCACUUUCCGCAAGAACAAUGCUCGCAUUAAUUAUUUGGAAGAAGAUUUUUUGUUUAAUGAUAAACUUCCAUGCGAUACACAAUUAAAAAUAAUAUGUGAAGACGGGAAUGAAGAUAUAUCCUUAACUUUCAAUAACAAAGGGGAGAAAGAUGAAUGUGUUCAAAUGUUGAUUUAUUACCUAGGACUAAGCAACCGGUCCACCCCGGACAUAAACUAAAGUUACUUAUAUUAUAAAUAUAAAAAUAAAGUAAUAAAACAUUUAAUAACAA
Messenger RNA from Tribolium castaneum (red flour beetle), 19830 nucleotides. Its product is annotated as glutathione S-transferase 1-like. Gene Ontology annotation, biological process: glutathione metabolic process. The record is from RefSeq and is a predicted model, not a curated record. The transcript has 6 exons. Bases 59 to 646 code for a protein of 195 amino acids. Lineage: Eukaryota; Metazoa; Arthropoda; Insecta; Coleoptera; Tenebrionidae. Gene Ontology annotation, molecular function: glutathione transferase activity.